This is a messenger RNA of Ichthyophthirius multifiliis, 2346 nucleotides long. RefSeq lists its product as hypothetical. The record is from RefSeq and is a predicted model, not a curated record. Gene Ontology annotation, biological process: positive regulation of protein polymerization; microtubule polymerization; microtubule bundle formation. NCBI's taxonomy places the organism in Eukaryota, Ciliophora, Oligohymenophorea, Hymenostomatida. The transcript has 3 exons. Gene Ontology annotation, molecular function: tubulin binding. Gene Ontology annotation, cellular component: microtubule.
AUGCAAUUACAAGACAAUAUAUAACAAAAACAAGACGAUGAUGAUGAUGAAGAAAAAAUUUUAAAUUACGAAAACCAUCAUCCAUUACCAGAAGUAGAAUAUGAAAACCAUUAAUAUGACCAAGAAGAACAAUUUUAAGAUUAAUAAUAAGACUACUAAGAAGAAAAUAAACAUAGCGAAUAAGAAAAUGAAUAUAAUGAGGAAGAAUAUUAAUAUAUUGAACUACAAAAUUAAUAUAAUGAGGAAUAUAAAUUAAAUGAAUCAAAUAAAUAAACUGAAAAAUAAUAAAAAAAUACUAUUAUAAUAUAAAAUAAUAAACCUAAUAAAGAAAAUUAUUUUGAUAUAAAUACAUAAGUAAAUAAUGGAUUUAAUGCAAGCAAAAAAAAUAUAACUUUAUAAGAAAAAAUCUCUUUUUCGAAUUUACUCAAUUAAUAAAAAUUAACCGAUUCCAGUUAAUAAUUUGCGCCUUUAAAAUAUGCCCAAAACUAUGAACAAAGAUCUUCCCAAAAUUAAAAAAAUAGUCUAUAUACAAAUAAAUUUACUUAAAAUUACAUUUAAAAACGUUCUAAAGAAAACUCAUUUAUCCAAAACUAACAAAUAAAUGACGAAGAAGAGAAAAUACUCUCCCAAUUAAAGCACAAACUACAUGUUAUUUUUAUUUUUUAUGUCUCCUUUGGAGAUAGAAUAAAUAUUAAUUAUUUAAAAUCAAAUAAGUUUCAUAAAAUGAUGACAGAUGCUUAGAUAAAAGGCAAUAUUUUAACCUAAAACAAACUCGAUCUAUUAUUUGUUAAAGAAAAUAAAAAUAAACAUAAUAUGGAUUUCGAAACUUUCCUUAAUUUAAUAGCUAAAAUAGCCCAAUAUAAAUACCCUGAAUGCAAUUAAUAUGAAGCUUUAUAAAAUAUUCUAUAUUUAAACUUCAUUCCUUUAUAUGAAAAUAUAGUAAAUGAAACUGAUUUAGGUGAAUUAAUUAAUUUCCAAGAAAAUAUUGACAUAAACACAAUGGGAAUUUUGAAAGAAAUAAAUUCUAUUAUAAAAUUAAUAUAUAAGACAUAUUUUCCAUUUGAAUGGAAAAAUAAUAAAGAUUAAAAAAUUAAAAUUUAAUCGGAAAAUUAAACUUUUAUUUUUUUAAAAGACUUUGAUAUUUGUCCUCAAUUAAUUACUAAAUCUUCUUCCUUUCUUCUUUUACGAGAAAUACUCUAUAAGUAAAAUAUUCUUGAAUAUUUCUAAAAUGAUUAAAUUAAUAACUUAUAACAAAUCGAAUAUUAUUUAUCUGAAGAUUCUGGAAGUUAUUUUACUUAUUGGAAAUUUUGUUUAUUACUAAUUAGAAUUGCAAACGUUUGUUAUGUUAAUAUUUUUAGUUAAAUCGAAUAAUCAAUCACAUGUGAUUAUAAAGCAAAAAAUCUUUGUGAAAAACUUACAUUUCUAUUAGAAAGAAUGGAACUUUCUUAAGAAAAAAUUUAAAAUAUGUAAAAUUAUAAAUUAUUUAAAAAUCCAAUGUAACUGCUAGAAAUAAAAUGCUUAAAAAAUAUUGAUAUAAUAGAUUAAUACGCAGAUUAAUUAAAAUAAAUUUUUUAAUCAUUUUGCAGUUUUGGAGAUGCGAUGAAUUUCGAUUAUAUGACUUCUUCGAAAUUCUAAAAAUUGUUAAAAUAAUCUAAUCUGGUUUAAAAUAAUAAUAAUAAUAAUAAUAAUAAUAAUAAUAAUAAUAAUAAUAAUAAUAAUAAUAAUGAUAUUGCCUUUAAAUAACUUUAAAAAUCAUAAGUAAAUUAAAUAAAAUUAUUAUUUGAAUAGUUUAUUAUUUCUUUAGAAAUUAUAGCAUAUAAACUUUAUUAAGAAUUAGAUUUAAGCGAUGCUUUUAAUAUUAUUAUUUAAAAUCACAUAUUAAAUAUUAACCAAUCAUAAAAUUAAUAUAAUAAUAAUAAUGGAAACGAAUAUGUAUAAAUACUAAUGGAUAUUCUCAAAGACUAGGAAAUAGUUGAUUUAUUAGGAAUAAUGCACAAAACAUUGAUUUUUUCUUUUAAAUAUUAUUCGAACAAUAAAAAUACUAUUAAUUUUGAUAGAUUUAUUAAAUUUUGUAAAGAUUUUGGUAUUUUUCCUGAUAUUGUUCCCAAAUCGAAACUAUUGAAAAUCUUUAAUACUUUAUCUUAAAUAUAUAAUACUACAGAAAAUCCGUAAAACGAAGAGAAAAAUGUAAUUGACUAGCAUUUAUUUAUAGAGACUAUUGCUUUAUGUGCUUUUGAAGUUAAUUAUUCUAAUCCUUAACCUUCUGAAAUUGAAAAAGUAUAUUUAAAAUAAAAAAAAUUAUUUUAUUUUUUAAUAAAAAGAUUUGUUAUUUAAUGGAAAGAAUGA